This is a messenger RNA of Pieris napi, 728 nucleotides long. RefSeq lists its product as uncharacterized. The coding region runs from base 66 to 494 and encodes 142 amino acids. The record is from RefSeq and is a predicted model, not a curated record. The transcript has 3 exons. Gene Ontology annotation, cellular component: mitochondrial large ribosomal subunit. NCBI's taxonomy places the organism in Eukaryota, Metazoa, Arthropoda, Insecta, Lepidoptera, Pieridae.
CGACAGUCUACUGACUUGAUAGUUGAUAUUUUGGGAACAGUUUGAGAAUCGUAGAAAUACUGAAAAUGUCCAUCCCCUACAGUGGAACUUUCAGGAGAUCCGGAGGUGUAGUUUCUGCUAUUGGAAAACAAUUAAAAGCUGUUAAUCUAAAAGCUGCCAGGAGAAUCACAGUCAAAUUUGAUCCUUUUAGUGAGAACGUAACUCAUACGAGGAAUUUCUUGCACUAUAUUAGUUCACCAAAGAUAGCAUUGACAAAUCCCAAUUGUAUUUUAAAAACGGAAAUUGUCUGUGAUAGAAGUGAACCUACGGUGGAUAUAAGCAUUUUACCAUCAAUAGCAGAAUCGGCAAGUUUGAAAAGUGUCACAUUAAAGAGUGGUAAUUUAACAUGUUUGGAGUUGUUAAAACUGCUUAACAAACACAUUUCAUCAUUAGCACCCCCAGAACAAAUUAUAACACCAACUAAAUUAGAGAAAAAAAAAGGAAAGAAAAAGUAAACAAUUAUGUCCAAAAAAGGAAACCUUAAUGUUGUAGAAGAACUAUAUAAUCAAAUUCCAGCGUUUACUGAUGUCUUUUCAGAAGAUACUUUCUAUAUAUUUGUUGUACUUUUUGUGAUGUCUACAUUUUUGGUUGCCUUUAUUUUAUCUAGAUUUGUUACUAUAAAACCCAUAGAAAAAUAAUUAGAUAUGCCAUAAUAUAUACAAUAAAGAGUGUAUUGAUUGGUACAUAUA